This is a messenger RNA of Salvelinus fontinalis (brook trout), 15690 nucleotides long. Its product is annotated as adhesion G-protein coupled receptor D2-like. Gene Ontology annotation, biological process: adenylate cyclase-activating G protein-coupled receptor signaling pathway; cell surface receptor signaling pathway. The transcript has 26 exons. The coding region runs from base 10418 to 13642 and encodes 1074 amino acids. Lineage: Eukaryota; Metazoa; Chordata; Actinopteri; Salmoniformes; Salmonidae. Gene Ontology annotation, molecular function: G protein-coupled receptor activity. Gene Ontology annotation, cellular component: membrane. The record is from RefSeq and is a predicted model, not a curated record.
CGUUUUUUUUGUGGUGGGAGUUUCUCUUCUGCACUGUUCAACCAAUCAAAAUGUAAAGGAGGAGUUAAGAUGGAGUGUCGCCUUGUUGAUGCAGAAACACUGGUUAACGUCGAAAAAGCAGAAGUCCUGUCACAGGUUAUUUUCCAAUUCCCUUGAAAAAAGUCCACUGAGGGUGAGUGGACUGUAGCUCAGAGUUUACUAAUAUCGUUAUCACAUUUUAUAUCUCACCAUGCUUUUUACAUAUUAACUGUGUUGAAAUCCACCACGCCUGCAGUGACAAGAAAAAAAAAUGUUGCAAAAUUCUGUUAAUUUGAAAAUAGAGAUGACUGAAUUGGAUAAAUAAGAAGAAUAGUUAAAAACGAGGGUGCAGUUAUAGUGACACAUUUGCUCAUUUUUAGAUGCAUUAUCAUUUUUAUUAAAAUGCCCCAAAACCAUUCCAUUAUCCGCUAUAGAGAUCCCCACAAUUUGAUGGGUGUAUCUGCGCUUGACUAACUCAUUCAAAAUCCACAGUAUCAUAUGUCUCUCUCAAGUGGGGGCCUUGGGGUGCCUCAACGUGGGGCCAGGGGACAGACUUUCACACAUAACAUCCACAUACCUCUCCUCUCUAACUGCAACUCAACGUAUUUUCCUUCCUUCACGAACGCAAUUUCCAAUGGAAAGCCUUUCAUUUGGAGCAGCAGAGAGCUCUAAGGCUAUGAUAGAUGUGGACUGAAAGAGACAAUAGUUCACCUUCAGAUAGAGAUUAAGAGAGAGAGACCUUAUAGAAGAACAGAUUACAGGAUUUGUAUUCUUCUCUUCAGACCCUUCACCACACAUCUCUAUUGUGUAUCUGCAUAAUACCUAUUACGCCUUGAAAUCCAAUUAAACCAGAUCAUAAUUGGUUGGUAUUGAAGUGUCAUAGGGAGGAAGUGGCUAACAUAAUGUUUCAAUACUAGAUGGUGCUCUAUGAUUAGUUGCUGAGGACUAGAACAAGCUCGCCAUUUUCUUUGGCCACACAAAAUGUGAAUUAUUUCUUCGAUUUCAGGAACUGCUGAAGGACCAACGUUUGAGUUCAGUUUUAAACUUGAACAAUGGACAUUUAAGUUUAGAAUAUACAGUAGUCUCCAUCAACAGACGUAGGAGGCUUUACAACUGACAAAGCGAGUUUACAGUAGAUGUCCAGCACAGUUUUAUGCAUUGGUGCUUUUUAGUGAGAAAGAGGUCUGAAAUGAGAGGUGGUUUUAGGAUGUGUAUAGGGUAUCUAAGGUCAAACGCAGACGUGGCAGUGGCACAGUGCUCUGACAUACAGCUAACAGCUAAUGUUAGACUGCACCUAGCUGUGACUGCAUCAGACCAUCUGUCUAUUUUUUGUUUCUCUCUCUCUCUCUCUUUCUCUCUCUCUCUCUCUCUCUCUCUCUCUCUCUCUCUCUCUCUCUCUCUCUCUCUCUCUCUCUCUCUCUCUCUCUCUCUCUCUCUCUCUCUCUCUCACUCCUCUUCUGUCUUUUCUAUUGUCCUAACGGCCCUACAACAUUUAUGGCGCCGCUUUUAAAGGCGGUCUCCGUAGCGACGGUGUGACCCUUUCCCCAGCAGUGGUGCUGAUUGAUGGUUCAAGGGGCGGUCAUAAACAUGAUCUGCUCUGGCCAGAUUAGGCCAGACAAACAUGCCCCCAAUGACCGGCAAGGCAGGAAUGUUUGUUUACGAUGCUACAUUCCGCCAUUUUCUGAACCCCAGAUUUACAGAUUUACCCCCUGCCCUUUUAAUAAUUCCAUCAAAUCGAAUCUAUGAGUGUAUUCUUAUAUUAUUUUUAUCUCUUUGAAUCAUCUCUUAAUCUGACAGAGGACUCACAUAGUCUUUGUUGUCCCCACGAUGAAAUGGGGUGAGGGACUGUGGAUCUGUCUGUGUCCGUCUGCUCAUUCGUAUGUUAGUCACAUGCGAUAUCUCAGACAGCACUGGCCCGAUGUUGACAAAAUUUGAGUAAAUUAUGAGUCUUGCCAUAUUAGAAUUUGCCGAUAUGAGUAGAAUUUGCUUUGUAGAGAAUUCACAGAACUCUGGAUAGUUCAAUUUGUUCAGUCCAGGGUCAGACAUUACUGAGCAAAGUACAGUGUAGUAACAAUCACUCUGUAAUGGAGUGGCAUAGCAAAACUGUGCAGGUAUCCCCUCAACUCUCAAAACAUCGUUGCCCCUUUUACACUGUAGUCAUAUGACACUUUGCUGCAACUCCAGAUUGCUUAAGGUAGUACAGUAUGUAAUAUAGUAUUCAGCUUCAUCAUAUACACUACAUGACCAAAAGUAUGUGGAUACCUGCUCGUCAAACAUCUCAUUCCAAAAUCAUGGGAAUUAAUAUGGAGUUGGUCCCCCCUUUGCUGCUAUAACAGCCUCCACUCUUCUGGGAAGGCUUUCCACUUGAUGUUUGAACAUUGCUGCGGGGACUUGCUUCAUUCAGCCACAAGAGCAUUAGUGAGGUUGGGCACUGAUGUUGGACGAUUAGGCCUGGCUCGCAGUCGACGUUCCAAUUCAUCACAAAGGUGUUCGAUGGGGUUGAGGUCAGGGCUCUGUGCAGGCCAGUCAAGUUCUUCCACACCGAUCUGGACAAACUGCAUGGACUUCGCAUUGUGCACGGGGGCAUUGUCAUGCUGAAACAGGAAAAGGCCUUCCCCAAACUGGGCAUUAAUAUAGACGUUAUAGAAGAACAGAUUACAGGAUUUGUAUUCUUCUCUUCAGACCCUUCACCACACAUCUCUAUUGUGUAUCUGCAUAAUACCUAUUACGCCUUGAAAUCCAAUUAAACCAGAUCAUAAUUGGUUGGUAUUGAAGUUUCAUACACCUAUCAGCAACAGGGGUGGCUGAAAUAGCCGAAUCGACUAAUUUGAAGGGGUGUCCACCUAUGUUUAUAUACUGUAUAUGGUGUAGAAUCUUGUUGUUGAACAAGAUAAAGUCAAUGGGGUUGUCAGUAUCCCAGGGUGUAUGGGCAGCCUACAGUGGGCUGGUGCUUCUGGGAAAAGUGUUCAUCCACUCCCCACAUGUAGCUCACUGGCCCUUUGUCUCCUCUGAUGUGAGCCCGCCGAGGCAAGUGUUUGACGUUUCCAUGCCGUUCUUACAACCCCCAGGUUGUCAUGGAAAUACACUGCUUGGCAAAGGCCACAAAGUUACAGUGGAGGAAAGGGGAGAGAAAAGAGGGUGAAAGGGGGGCUCAAUUACUCCUGGUUUUUUUUUUGUAUUUGUAUGACAUCAUGGCCAAAUGUUUAUUAAAAGAAGCUGUUGACUGCUUUACCAUGGAUAUUUGUUGACACCAAGCUAAAGAAGGUGUGACCAUAGUCAGGAAGUUCAGAAGCCUAAAUGUUGUACUUUAUUUGUUUUACAGUACAUGGACGUCUUGUUAAUGACUGCAAAUGUUUAAUGUGAUUCAUUCCCAUUGGUAAAAGAUGGACUUCUUAACUGUGUAAAACAAAGAAACAUGAAUACCCCCCUCUAUCCCUCUCUCACUCUGUCCAUCUGAGUAGAGCAGCCCUUACAACAAAAAAACACAUGACAAAAUCACGUGAAAAGAACAUGUGGUUUUCGGACACGUGCUAGCACGUUUGAACAAAUGCUGUGAAAAAUUUUACUUGUGACAUUUUCACGAGUUAGACACGUGGUUUGCGGACGCUUAUGAUGUUUCACAUACAUUUUUCAUAUGCGAACAAAUCACAGACGUGAUAUUAUACGUUCCACGUGUGCUUUUGUAACUGCAGGGAUUCUCCCACAGGAGAAGCUAACGUGUUGACCAUUUGACCAAGAGGGCCAACACUAAUUUUGAAGUCGCAGGCGGGGCUACCUCAUCACGUGACCAUGAGCAACCAUGAUAGACUCAUGACAGACUCAUGUCUGCUAAACUUUCACGUGCAUUUUCACAUUUUAAUGUCAACUUGGCCUGUUAACUAUAAGUUAAAAAAUAUCGGGUUUAUUGCAGGAUUUGCUGUGAUUAAACAAAAUUAAUCGUAAAUUCAUAAUUUGCUCAGAUUGAGCUGUAAUUUAAGAUUUUUUAUUCAAAAAGCAUUACAAAAAGCAUUACAAGAAUAUUGCUGUUUUGAUGUUGUGCAAAGUAACAGUUAGAAAAAUCUGGUAAAUUAAUAAACACACCUUCUUCAAGCUGUUGUUUUUAGCUGUAUAGAUAAUGUAUUUGAGAUGUUUUCAAUGGAUUUUGAACACUUUCAGACAAUGCAACAAACAAAAAAGCGUCCAAAAAUUACAAAAAGUUAACUUGAGUUAACUGAUUAACUCUGACAGCGCUAAUUGUAACAUGUUGAAGACGAUAAAUAAGGAGACGCUGAGCGCUAGCUUCUCUGUUCUUUUCACUGGUUUUCUUCAAACGGCCACUGACCAACAGAGGCGUGUGUCACGAUCGUGUGGGAGUGAGACGGACCAAAACACAGCAUGUGGAAAAUAAGCCAUCUUCUUUUAUUAUUGAAGAAGGCAAAACGAAACAAAACACUUUCAAACUAACAAAAACAACAAACGACCGUGAAGCUAUAAACGUAGUGCACACACACAUGCUACAAACGUUCAACAUAGACAAUUCCCCACAACAAACUAAAGCCUAUGGCUACCUUAAAUAUGGCUCCCAAUCAGAGACAACAGAAACCAGCUGUCUCUAAUUGGGAACCCAUUCAGGCAACCAUAGACUUUCCUAGACAACUACACACAACAUAGACACAGCUAGACAACUAUACUAAACAUAAACCCAACUACUCUAAAUAAACCCCCUAAACCUUACAAUCACCCUGGACACUACAAAACCCACAUAAAUACCCAUGUCACACCCUGACCUAACUAAAAUAAUAAAGAAAACAAAGAAUACUAAGGCCAGGGCGUGACAGCGUGAGCCGGCAGCAGUAACACUCUGAAUGGAUGGCUCAGAAAUAAGAAAUAAUACUUUUUAAAACACAUUCAUUAUUAUACUCAGGUUACCUGUUUACAUUAUGGCAUUACAGAAUUUGUAAUUCCACAUGUGGAAAUAUUACUACUGCAACAUGUUAGCACCACCUUUUCACAUGUGAUGAGAAUAACACUUUCACCACUACAGUACAUGUAAACUUGCAGUUCCAUAUUCUUACAUGUAACACUGCUAAUUAGAUUUUCACAUGUAAAUUAUUUUCACGUGUGAACGUGCCAUUCCACAUGUGAAAGUGAAAACAUGUUUUUCUUCUCACAUGAGAAGAGGUAGUGUUAACAUGUGAACUCUAAAUGUAAUUCACGUGAAAAUAUGGUUUCAUAUGAGACAUUUUUUAUUUUUUUUGUAAGGGAGUGUUGACUAUGGGUGAAACAAGGCUGCUCUGAGGAAAAAAACGUUGUGGCCAAACAAGGCGUCUGAACACGCAGGCAUUUACAGGGAGCCCAAACCUUUUACAAACCUUCAAAAACACUCUACACUGUAUUUGCACACUCAGAGAGAUAUUUCUCCACCAUCUCCAGUGGUUUAAAACUGCAGUCAUUAUGUACUUACCGUUUGCAGUAUCCCAAUAACAACAACACCAUUUUCAGACCUUCUCAUGUCAGCAAGCCAGUGACACUCUCUUCCUCAUAUCUACAAUGACAGUUCUGAUCUGACAUACUGUAGCUAAUCUACUUCUGUUUGUGUGGAUAGGAUCAGGACCAGGACACACACAGUUAUGUAGCAGGUCAGAGCCUCCCCCAAAGUCCUGGCCUCUUUCUUUACCAUGAACAUGCAGCUGUUAAAUAUGUGCUUUUUCAGCCAGACUUUUACCUCCUCGCUGCUGCUGUUCUCUGGGAGCCCCUUGGCAAUUAUGUGGUGCCUCCUCCACAUGUGUUGACCAGCACUGCUUUCAUCGCUCUGUGAUUCAUUGCACUGUAGUUGAAAUACCUGUUUGCCAAGGUAGUCAUGCCUCCACUGCAUCCCACGUCUCGUCCCUCGGACCUACACACCACAUACUCCUGCCACUCCUCAACAUGGCUGUCACCCCGCGUUUCAAUCUCAGUACCUUUUCAGAAAGCCCUGCAGUAAGCCCAAAUUACAUUAAGGAUAAGAUGGAUUGAAGUGAAUAGCUGAAGAUUGAUUAGUGUUGUGAAAGGAAUUUUAUAAUAAAUACUGAUUUCAAGGUUGUUUACAAUACUGAAAAUGAUGAUGAAGUUUAUAGGUCAUAGCCAUAUUUGUGAUUCGGACCAACGGGAAGAAGAAGAGGGUGUUGCCUUUGAAUAUGGGUAGGCUAUCUUCAGUCUAUUUUCCUAUGACUGUAUGGGUACACAUUUUUUCUUUAUGCAGUUAUUUAUGGGUAGUGAUUCUAAUUCAAUUUCGUUAUUUCAAAUUGUUUGGUUUUAUUUCUAACCAGUAGUGGUGUUUUGUUAUUUUAACACAUUACUCACAUUGUGAGUCUUGUGUCAAAAAUGGGGAAUAGUGAUAUGUAGGAGUGUAUCGAGUGAUAGAUGAAGGAGUGUACUGUCGUGUUGCUUGUUCUGUUCUGUUUCGAUAUAGAUCUCACCAGAUUGGGUCUGCUGGAUUGCUGGGAUUUAUCCCAAUGGGUUAGAGGUCAAACUUCCUGAUCCUGUGACUCUGCAAUGAAGUUGACAGUGUGAUGGGGAGUAUAAGCCAAUUUGGGAAAAAUUGUUUUCAACAGAUUGGGUUGUAAUUCUCUUUGACAUAUGUUUAGAGAUUUGUGUUAAGAGUAAUUGGUAAAAGUACUAAUUGUCAUAUUGUCAAUGCUUGUCUGGAUUUCCUGAAUCAGAAAUGAACUGAACUUAAAUGUGUUUCUGAUCUGUCCUCUCUUGAGGUUAUCAUGAGGGUGACUGCAGUCGUUGUCUUAAUGCAUGGAAGGAAUCACUUGACCACGAGAACGGUGUGAACCUCAAAACCCCCUGUAACCGGCUGAAGAAGAGCGACAAAGGCGUUCAAUCCGGCCCUGUCGGCUCCACUUCUACCGAGAGAUCUGAGUCCGAGCCAGCAACCGGUGUACAGCAUCCAAUCAAAGCUAUCAACUGCUUUUCUCGCAUACCUUUCCUCUCAGGAGUGCGACAGGAGUACACGUGGAGUACGCAUGGAGAGAGAUCCGUUCCAAAACUUCUCUCAUGUUGCUGGUAUGCUGGUUGGCAAGGGUGAGACAUUGAAAUUGAGACAUUAUCAUGGGCCAUCCACUUGCACUAUGAAGCUAUCUGAAGAAGACUAUGAAGAGAUGCCAGAAGAUUGAGUGCCUGAAAGGGGGGGGUUGGUCAACUGUGCCCAAAAUUGAUUUAGGCUUGUCUUUAAUUUGGGGCAUCAAGUUGAUUGUAGAGGUCUAACACACUGCUAAAUUAGUCAUUUAGAUUAAGAACGCAUUGGGAUACUGAUCUGUGGUUAUAAUCAUGCUCAGAAAGUGAAUACUAUAACUAUGGAUAAUUGUGCUGUAUGUUAAAUAUACAUUCUCCCAGUGUUGAUGUGCUAAGUUGAGGGUUUUUAACGUUGAGUACUAGGACCAAUCACCGAAGCAUUGUCAUUCUAAUUUUGGUUUGGAUAAUUAAUUGGGUUUUCAUUAUGAUUUGGGAACUGAAAGAUUUUUGAAAACUGACCGAUUUAUUUGAGUAUGUAUUUGAGUAUGUUCUUAGUAUGUUAACUUGAUAACUGUAUGACAUGGGUAAAGAAGUUGUGUACUUAAGAUGUUGACACUAUUCUCAGCAUGCCCUGGUGAAUGGAGAGGUUGAACUCUGAUCCUGAGAGUGAACCUGAUCCUAAUCUAUUUGACCUAUAUUAGCAAAUUCAAAUUUGAUGAUAUUGAUCCACAGGGCCCAAAUUGAUCUGAUGGCCCAUUCAGUUUGUAAACGUUGUCCUAAGAGGGGCAACUGUAGAUGUUGUUUAAAGGGACGCAGUGGUCCUAGAGUCGAUGGUCAUUUCCACCAUGCUGACCCUUAUUAUUGUGGCCAUACCCAGACAUGACCAUCAUAUGGAACCAUUUAAUGAUGUUAUGUGCCAAAGAGAUGAUUGUCGUAUUUGUGCUACAUUCCCUUGUGAACCAAAAUAAUUGAUUGAAAUGUUUGUGUUGGAGGUAGUACCUCCAAAGCGGUGAGUGAAAUGAAUUUUAUAAUAUCUGUACAUUAUAGGAACGCCUAUAAAAUGAUUUGUGUUUUGCUUUAUCUUGAUUUUAAGAAUCAGUGGUAGACACUUUGUAAGUGCAUGAAGAGGUCAACUGUACAAAAGUCAUGUGCCUGUUUGGUAAAACUAUACUUUCAGUUCCUGUUGAUGCUAUGGUCCAGUCUUACUUCUGCUAGCACAUGAUAGCAAUAGGAGGAAGAAGAAUUGGGAAACUAACUGCAAAUAACAAUAAGCUGAACUCCGCCUAGCAGGAACAUCAUUGUAUUAGCAACUAUUAAUUAUGAGUUUAUAUGGUAUUAAAGUUAUUUGUGUACUUAAGCUGUUGACACUAUUCUCAGCAUGCUCAGCAUUAAGGGACAUCACCCUGGGCGGGGUGAUCCUCAGUAGGGGAUAAAAAGGGAAAACACCAUCUUUUGAACUGAGUGUGUUACUUGAAAAUGACUGUAAGUGUAAACUCCGGGUUACAAUCCGGCUUGCAUUCCUUAUUAAACAUACUAACCUCUGAUCAAAGAAGUUUCCCGUGGUCUCUUGUAUGAACUUAGGGCAGAAAUCCCUGACAAUAACUAGUUUGUUUAAGAAGGAUUGCAACCCGGAGUGUUGUCAGUUAGUUAAUUAAACCAUCAAUCAAUAUGUUUUUGAAUGGGGAUUUAAAAUGUCCUAUGCAUACAGAGACCUUUCCUGAAUUCAUGCCCAUUUCACACCAACACACAAAACAAAUCCCUUCUCUACCUCUCUCAAACAUAACAAUGGGGUUGAUUCAUAAACUUUAACCCCCAUGUUAAACGUACAACUUCUUUUGAAAAGUCAAAUGACAUGAGCCGUCAAUACUUCAGUAAACAUCAUCAUGAGUUUCAAGUAUUUGCUUGUGUGUCCUUUGCUGCCAUCCUGAAGCAGAGGAAACAACUAUACCCACUGUUUUUGUCCGCUCAGUGUAUGGAGCGAACAGGUGCUAGUUACGUUUUAUGCAUCAACCUCUAAUGUGUUUUACUGCAGUGAGUCAGCAACACAGGGCUUAUACUGUUUUCACAGAAGGUGGACAGAGACACGUACUUAGAACCUAAUGUAUACUCUUCAUAAAGCCUGUUGAGAUGAUUAAUAGGCAACGCAGACAAUACAUUUUCUGCAAUGAACUGAGGAAUUUUAAACAAUCUGAAGGUGCAAGACGUAGCCCGUUGCACAUCUUCAAUACAUCUGAGAGACAUGCAUCUAUUUAAAUUGUUCCAAAUGCAAACUUGCAAAAGAUGGUUACGUGGUCAAACCAGUGUGUAUGGUCUGGAUGAGGGGAGGCAGCCGGCUUCUGUUCAGACAACAGAUAAAGGGAGGGGAGAGUUGGCCAUCUUGAUGCAGCAGCAACAGGCUUUGUGGAUCUGGGUCUGUGUUGUGGCUUUCAGACUGUGGGCUAGUUGGAGCGCGGGGGAAUAAAUAAUGCAAUGCAGCUCUUUGUCUUCCGUGUGUGUGUGUGUGUGUGUGUGUGUGUGUGUGUGUGUGUGUGUGUGUGUGUGUGUGUGUGUGUGUGUGUGUGUGUGUGUGUGUGUGUGUGUGUGUGUGUGUGUGUGUGUGUGUGUGUGUGUGUGUGUGUGUGUGUGUGUGUGUGUGUGUGUGUGCGCGCGCGUGUGUGCGCGUGUGUGUGUGUGCGCGCGAUUUGGGGUACACGAGCGAUCCUCCCGAACAGACAGUCCAUACUAAGUAUGUUCUACAUAUGGAACAAACUACCUGAAAUAGACGAUGCCCAAUCAUUUACUUUGGUUGCAUUUAUUAUCAUCUGUAGUGAAAUGGCAUCUCCUUGACUAAUGUACUGAUACCAUAUGUAUACAGUCAACUUAAAGGAACUCAGCAGCAGAAGAAUACAUUAAUAGGAGGGGUGCUGAUAUGUCUGCCACCCUGCUGGUCUUGAUGAACUCUCUGUGCCAAACGCUUUACACUGCUUGCGUUAGUAGGGAUCUUUUUUUUUAUGGCCCGAUUUGCAUGACAAAGUGUGCUUCUGAUUCAUGGGUGCUGAGGAAGGUGGAAGGAGAGGGGGGAGAAGGCUGGCUGGAGGCAGAGGUGGACUGUUGGACAGAAAGGCUGUGAUUUGUACCUCCUGGCUGGCAGCAACAGACAGACGCUCCUCACCAUGUAUGACAGUGGCUUCUCCACAGAGGCCAGUUAGCCAGCACAUGCUGGAGACUGGAGCUGGACACUGGAUGAAUGGACUGGGCAUAUGUCAGAGGACACACAGUACAUGGGAGUAGUGGUCAUCGGGACAUAAGGAGAGUUACAGCAGCCUUGGAGUAACACUGAGCAGUAAGAACUGGAGCAAGAGCAGCCUGAGUCUACAGUAAGCCCAGUUACUCAUCACAUGUUGCAGUCUGGGUCUGAGCUGUGGAACAUAGAGAAGUAGAGAUGACUGGAACCCUGCUGACUCUGGUUCUGCUCUGUUGCGUAGUGGUGCUGUGUGAAUGUGAACCAACUCAGCCAGGGCUAGACAGAGGAGAGAGGGGCUCAGAUGAGGGCAGCAGUCUGCGCCUGGUCCAUCAAACAUCAGACUGGGUGUUCCAGCUGGUCAAUGUGUCCCUGGCCCUCUCCCAGGCAGGGAGCUUCUGCAGGGGACAGUUCAGCUCCCUCACCACCCUGGGCCAGCCUGAAGACGAGGAGGGAACCCUGGAGCUCAUCAGGCAGGCAGGCCUGCAAGGACCCAUGUGGGUCAGAGACCCCAACAGGCCAACCAGCAGGUCUCUGGCCCUUGCCAAACAGUAUGUGUUGUUCCAAGCCCUGAACUUCCCCAGGGACUCCCAGGAGGGCUACGGCCGUGUCAACAUGACGUUCCCGGCCCUGCCAGCGGUGAGCGUGUGUGUCCGCGUGCAGUGGGACCCCCAGUGGUACCAGGUGUCCACCAUGUACUCCUACGCCGCGGCCGUCUUCACCAACGAGUUCCAGCUGCGCGGGCAGUUGGACGGGGCAGGACGCAUCCUGCUGGCGCUCAUUGUUCAUGGGCAGCACCGCCCCUACAAGGCAUCCUUCCCCAACGAUGGGGCCUGGCACCACCUCUGUGUCACCUGGCGCAAGACUGACGGCCACUGGGCCAUCUAUGUGGACGGGGAGAGGGGGGACAUGGGCUCCGGGUCUGACACCCCCAGGGACAUACAUGGAGAUGGCAUACUUGUCCUGGGGCAGGAUCAGGACUCGUUUGGAGGGAACUUCACCGAGCCCUUUGUAGGGAAUAUCACAGAUCUGAAUGUCUGGGACACAGCCUUGGAGCAGAGGCAGUUCCGUGCCCUGAAUGGCUGCUCAUCUUUGACCCAGGAUGCUAUCUUUACCUGGAGUAUAGAUAAUAUGACCCGUCACCCAGUGGUCGGAGAGGUGCCAGCCAUGCUGUUCUGCCCAGCGGUCCACAGGCAGAGGGAGAUGCAGGGCUGCAGGACUCUGGAGGGCUGGUCUAGCCAACAGCUCCCCCUGUAUGACUCUGCAGACUGCUCCACCACACUGCCCUUCAUCUGCAGGACCAGCAGGGAGCGCUAUGUCAAGAUGAAGGAAUUGAGUGAGUCUCAGCGCUCCCAUCCUAGUCCCUUCAUGCACCACCUCUUGCAGAUCUCCAAUGGAAAGCAGGGAGCGGAGGGUGUGAUGGGGGGGCAGCCAGGGAUCCAGAUGAGCUGGGGUCAGGCGUCCAGUCUGCUCAACAUGUCCAGGCAGGCCCUGGAGGACACCAGGGAGGGGCUGCAGCCAGAGGACAUGCUGUCCCUGGUCCAACUGCUAGCGCGGGCUGCAGACGUGCCCACAGACACGGCCGCGGAAGGCAACGGCAGCCUUGCCACCAUCAGCGCCGGGGAUCUCAGCCACACUUUUAUCACUGUGGCUGACAGCAUCAUCAGCCAGGACAACGCCCCCAAGUGGCAGGCCAUCAAACAGGUGGUGAGUGGACCGAUGGCUGUGGUCAAGAGCAUUGACCGCAUGGUGACCAGUCUGAGCACUCAGCUGAUGACGGAAACGGACCAUCUACUUAUCCACAGGUCCAACAUCAAACUGGAGGUUCAGCAGCAGAGUCUGGGAGAGGGAUCGAGCGGGCCUAAGUUCUGUGGUCCAGACGUAGAGAGCGUCACCAACAUAGACUGUAUCUCAGUCCCCACGCAGAACAUGCAGAAUCUCCAUGACAACGGCUUCCAGAAGGUGACUGUGGUCAACACGUGGUACAGUUCCCUGCGGCCUCUUUUCAACGCGGAGGAGAACAUCACCAUGAUUCCCAUCGUCACCGAUGGCAUCCAGAGGUACCUGGGCACCAUCCUGGGCUCCUCUGUCAUCUCUACUACAGUCCUGGGGGACGGACAGCCUGUCAGCAUGGCGGUGCGCUUCCAGCUCCAACACAGAGCUCAAAAUUCUGCAGGGACCGUGUAUGACCCAGUCUGUGCAUUCUGGGACUUUGAUCUGAUGCCAGAGGCAGGUGGGUGGUGGUCUACUAAAGGCUGUGAGGUCAUCUCUAAACACUACGACUCCACUGUCUGCUUCUGCAACCACACCACCAACUUUGCCCUGCUGCUGCAAGUCUAUGAAGUCCAGAGGAGUCCAGAGAAUGAGAGAGCCCUCCAGGUCAUGACGUUCAUCGGCUGUGGAGUGUCCCUGUGUGGCUUACUCUUCACCUUCAUCCUCUUCUUCGCUUUGGGAGUUCCUCAGUCUGACCGCACCACUGUCCACAAGAACCUGAUCGUGGCUCUGGGGAUAGCUGAGCUGCUGCUGAUGUGCAGUGACUGGGCCUCUGCUAACGAGGGGGCAUGUCUGCUGGUGACAGCCCUGCUGCACCUCUUCUUCAUGGCCUCCUUCUCCUGGAUGCUGGUGGAGGGGCUGCUGCUGUGGAGUAAGGUGGUGUCUGUCAACAUCAGCGAAGACCGCAGGAUGAAGAUGUACUACGGCAUUGGCUGGGGUCUGCCUGUUGUGAUUGUUGGUGUAACCUUGACGAUAUCCCUGGACAAGUACAAAGCAGACAGUCACUGCUGGCUCAAUGUGGAGACUGAUAUGAUUUGGGCUUUUGUGGGACCUGUUCUUUUAAUCUUGGCCGUCAAUGCAGUGGUGCUGUGCCGUGUUGUCAUGGUGACGGUGUCCAGUGCUCGUCGUCGCGUAAAGAAGCACACUCCCAGUUCAGCAUCUAAACUCCACACCUUCGACCUGACCUGGGCUGUGACACGACCAGUCCUUAUUCUACUGCCGGUGCUGGGCCUGACCUGGCUGUGUGGAGUCCUGGUGCACCUCUCCAUGGUGGUGGCGUAUGUCUUCAUUGCUCUCAAUGCUUUUCAGGGCCUGUACAUAUUCUUGGUGUAUGCGGUUUACAAUAGUGAGGUGAGGAAUGCCAUAAAGAGGAUCAAAGAGAAGAGGAAAGCCUUGUCUUUCACGAACUGUUCCCAGCCAAUCAGCUUCCUGCCGUCCCAGAAGGGUCCGGCCCAGUCGUGGACCCACAGUCUGCCCCGUCCCUCCAGCCCAGAGACCAGCGAGACCUCAGGCCCCGGCAGCACCACCUCUACCUCACUGGUCAUCAAGAACGAAAGUUAUGGAAAAGAAAGUAGUUUUGUGAGCUUCUCCUUGAAACCAGCAUCAGGAAACCAGGUGGUUCAACUGACUGCUUUCAAGCCUUCAGGCUGCUGAUGGAACUGGACACCAAGGCACAUGUAUCAUAUAAACUGGUGGGAAGAAAGAAGAAUUGCACAGUGAAUAUCACAAACAGAUACACACAAUAGAUGCAUCUACUCUCAUACACAUAUAGUAGUAGAUAGUGUAAAUAGACACACACACACGCAUGCACACACACACGCACACACACAGAAUUAAAGACUCAAAUAUGUACUCGCAAGCACGCACACACACACAGAGUGUGUGAUGCAGGAAGUGUAUUUUAGGAGGACAGUUCCUCCUCCACAGUGCCCCAGGGUCAGGAAUCAUCUGCUGUUUAUGAAAUGGCUGUUUUACAGAGGCAACACAACGUUUGUCGUAGAUUUCAGUUUAAUUUUCUGUUGGAGAGUGGCUGAUCACACCUUCAGGCUUUUUUACAGUAAUAUUUGUGUGUGUGUGUGUGUGUGUGUACUUUUUGUUUUUACAGACAUAACUAGACAGUAGUUAUUACUGUAAACUGGAUAUAAACCUUUGAAUCUAGGAUUAAAGGGUUUUACUACUGUAAGAAAUCAUAUGACCAGACAACAAGAUUGUGUUGUCAGUGUGAGAACGUGGAUAGUAGGAUGACAGAUCAUCUCAUAGAUCAACAGUAUUAGAUAGUAGAGAUAGGCUGCUGACUUACUGUGGACUGACUGGGCAGCUUAUAAAGAGACUUUAUGAAGCCUAUCACCUGUUGUCCACCUACUGUAUCACCAGACAACCACUAUGUGUAUUUGAGGCUGUGCUAACUGCAGCUUGGCUGUCUCCCCAAGUCUUUCCUCCCUCCCCUGGCCUCCCCUGGCCUCCCCUACCUUACAACAAGCAGCAGAAAUCCUGGCUUCUCCCUAUCUCCACUACAAGAAGGUGCGCUCUGAACCGAGACACAUUAUUCACUACAGCUCAAAUGGUUGCAUGCCACGAUUUAAAUCCCACAGGGAGAGUGGUUUUAUCCCAAUACAAGAAUAUGCUGGGGCAAAUAUACUGUACUUUCUCGUUUGAUGUAAUUUUAUACUCCAAAAUUAUUUACAUUUUUACCUUUUUUUUUAAACUUUUUUUUUUUUAUAAAGUUUAUUUUAAUAAUAGGUUGGUUACUUUGAGAUGUAUCCCCAGUUUUAUUUUCCACUUUUUCUCCCUCCCUGUGUAGUAGGUGUUUUCAAUCUAUUAUUGUUAUGGAGUCAAAUAGACAAUUUUAUUGACUUUCAGUUUUCAAACAAAACUAAAAUGUCAGUCUCUGUUGUGGUAAUUUUAUGUCUCUGUUAUGAUAUGGGGGGUUAGUGUUAGGACAGACAAGCACACUACCAAUCACUUCCACACCUCAUGCCCAGGGGGCAGCAGCUCCCUGGCUCAAGUGCUCAGCCAGGAAGUCUUGUGGAUCCUUGUUAAGUGUUGAUUGGAAACAAGAGUGAGCCAGCUUGCAGAGCCGUGAGGCUGAUGGUUUUUUUUGGUAGCCAUGUGCACCCUUGGCUUUGUUUAGAAAAAAAUGUUGGUCAUGUUUUUUCCUUUAUGUAUAUAUUUAUUUUCAUCACCACUUUGAACAAUCAGAGGGAGCUGGCCCUGGAUCUAAGGUUGCUGUCUCCUGGGUACAUGUACAUACAACACUGUCCUCAUACACUGAUUUCUCACAUAUAUACACAUCUUAAAUUAGGUUAGAGACCAGUUGACUAGACCUAAGACCCCUAUACUUAGCGAGUGCAACAGUAUUAGCAUGCUAGUUCAUCUGUUUCGUGACAAUACAUUGUAAGAUUUGUAUGAAAACGAUAGGUUUUCCAAAGCCCUUAUACUUUGUUCCUCAAAAGUAUUGUUUAAUUACUGUUAAUUGCCUCCAAUCUUUGUGCCCUUUGUAGUCAUUGGCUGAAAUGUACAUUUACACAUGUAUUUUUGAAGUAGCACUGGCUUAUCAGCCAAAAACCACAGACUUUCACGUGACUAGGAAUUACAUUGUCAUGACUCAUAAAUUGCUGCCACUAUCCUGGAUAGCCUCCCAAGUAUUUUAAAAGAAUGUAUUAGGUAUAUAUGACCCCAAUGUCAUUGAUAAAUUGCGGGAU